This is a messenger RNA of Physcomitrium patens, 4153 nucleotides long. RefSeq lists its product as uncharacterized. Lineage: Eukaryota; Viridiplantae; Streptophyta; Bryopsida; Funariales; Funariaceae. Gene Ontology annotation, cellular component: ciliary basal body; axoneme. Gene Ontology annotation, biological process: cilium assembly. The record is from RefSeq and is a predicted model, not a curated record.
AAGCACGCGUCUACCAUAGCAGUGGCGUCUUCAUUGCGGAUGUUACUCUCGGGAUGAUCAGCUUUGAGUGUAUUGACUUGACCUGCUGAAUGUUUAUCACGUUGGACAGGUCAUAACCGGGACUCCAGGGAUCGAAGUUGCUCCAUCAUGCUCCGGAUUGUCUUCUCUGUGUGUAUUUGCGAGUUGAGGCUGAGGACGCCCGGGUUGUCGGCAUUGAAACUUUGAGAUUAGUGAUUGGUAGGAGUGUAUCCGCCUUCAGAGCUGGGUUGGGUAGGGUACUGUCCUCCCAAAUGUGAAGCUCGUUGAUGCUGAUAAGGAGGACUAGGGUGGGAGCCGGGAACGAAGUGGUGGCGCUUGUUUGGUUGGGGAUGUGUGGUUCAGGUAAAAGGGCGCCGAGAGUUAUUAAUUUAAGGAGCUGGAACUUCAGGGUGAUUUUAAACAGGUUUUUGAACUCGUCUUGAUGGCUCUUUAGUAAGGAAUCGCAUCUCGAGUUCAGCAUAGGUGGAUAGCUUGGGAUUACCCAAGAUCAUCUGUUUAGUGAUAUCGUAGUCGUGUGGGAGAUUAGAGAUCGUAUACCACACCACGACCGCUUUGGGGAGAGGGACGCCGAUAUCUUCAAAGGUGUGGGCGGUCUCCAUCUCCGUCAAGUAUUCGUCCAUGGUGAUGUUACUUGUCUUUCUAAUGUUAUUUUAUUUAUUUUUUUUUCAAUCAGAUGCACUUUGCGAGGAUUGUUGUUUGUUAUGUACCUGGUUUUCAGAUGAGUCAAGCACUCAUACGGAUCUGAAAAACGUUUCAUGAUCCGGAGGGCAGUAUGCUUGGCGUUGUUGUUGAGAAUACUAAAAGCGUCUCACGACCUUUUUCUUCAGCCGUGGAUAGUGGUGAUGUAGAAGCUGGAGUGGUACACCAUUUGUAUAAGCCGACUCGCUUGAGCACAUUCUUGAUCACAAAUGGCCACAUGCCAGUGAGGUGAUACGACUCCGGAAGUGUGUUCAUGCCUUGUGGUGAGCUCGAGGACAUAGUACUGGAAGCUCGAUGUUGUGGAGGGGAAGAGGUGCAAUCACUACUUCUACCAUGACGUGCAUUGCUAAUAGUUAAUUCAGAGUCUGACCCUGAGUUCGACACGCUCUACCGUAAAAAGUGGAUCUUGCCACUACUCACAGUCGUGACACUGAUACCAUGUAGAACACUGCAUACAGAAGAGAUCAUGUAAAACACUGUGCAGACAGAAGAGAUCAUGUAAAACACUGCAGACAGAGACACUGUACCCGAAGACUAGAGGGAACAAUCAGUUCAUUGAACAAAGAGAAAACAGUCGAGCUAAGUACUACGAUGGGAACUAAAAGAGUCUCUAGUGUUUGAUCAGAGAACGUCGUUCUCGCAAUAGGGAACGAGAUUGUAGCCGCAAAGGGGUGUCAACCUUAAGGGUGAGAGCAACUGCUCACAGCAGCAACCAUAACGGGGCAAUUAGGACCAUGAAUUCUACAAUGGCGCACAGGAUGAAACCACUGCAAUAGAUUUUAAACCAACAUCAACCUGCAAUUGAGCACCACAACACAAAAAGUGAACAAGGAGGCAACAACACCACCGCCUCUAAUCGCAUCUUGAAGAGCUCCCAACAGAAAAGUGCACCACAGACGCCUAUACCGCAAUUAAGCCGUCACUCAAAAUAACACUAUCCUAACGAGAGCAAGAGGAAGAUGACACCAAUGAGCACAGAGUCGAAAUUCGAGAGUGUGAGGCGAGAGUAAGAACGGGAAUUCAAGUGGGCAAUGAAAUUCAAGACCACAUCCUCAAUGAAAGGUUUGAUUGCUACGACGAAUGUUCAUUGGCAACAACAGAGCCCGACUGUUUACACCCCAGGCCAUGUGAAAGGAUGUUUGAGGAUUGCCAUCCGCAUGGGGAUGAGAGAGAUGGCAGUUGACAAGUGACGAAGGGGUUAGCGGAGUUCUGAAAAGACUGCUGCUCUCCAACUGCCGUGGAAUUCUUUUCAACUGGACUGGACUGAUCCCAUCCUUGCUUUCAUGUCCACUAGAACUGCCUUGGAGCUGCUCCACAGAUCAUGAAUCACUUCUUGAUUUCAUUCUACUCAAUAUUUUUACUCUAGUCACGAGUUGAACUCAUCUCAAUCUCAUUCACGAGAUUUGAAUCAUGAUCGAAAUCAGGACAGAGCGUGUAGCUUUGAUUGGAACUCGGGUUACGGAGAAUGAUUGAGUUGUAGGAUCUUUUUGAAUUGAUCAGAUAUCCGUGUUUUGAAAUUGUGGGUAUCUUUGCUUGUUAAUAAGCAAAUAACCAUCAAACCUCAAGUUGCAGCCAUGGCUGAAAAUCCAGAAUCGCUACCGGCUGACGACACUGCUGCUGCUACCCCUCCUCCUCCUCCUCUUCCGGAUCCUGCUCCAGCCAACCCAGCAUCGGAGGGAGACCCAGGAGCUGUGAAUUCAGCAGAAGCUGUCGGACUGCCUGCAGCAGCGUCAGCGGAGCAACCAGCACCACUGAAGGAGUUAAUUCUAGAGGAGAAGGGGAAAUUAAGAAAGGAGCGGUUUCGAGUAGAAAAAAAAGUAAAGGAGCGGAUUCGAUUAGAAGACGAGGCAGAAUUAAAGCGGCUUCGAUUAGAGGACGAACGAACUCGAUUGAAAGAAAAGGUAGAGUUCGAGCGGAUUCAAUUAGAAGAAGAACGGAUCCGGUUAGAGGAAGAACGAACUCGCUUUGAUGAAGAGGCCGAACUCGAGCGAAUUGGCUUAGAAGCAGGCCAGAGGAAGUUGGAACAAGAGGAGCAGGCGAGGAUGGAAGCAUCUCGCUUGCGUGUAAUAAUUGAGGCGACAAUUGAAGAAGUGGUGGGUCUGAAACACGAGAAUGCGGAGCUUCAAAGGCGGAUAGUCAAUCUGCAAAAGAGGAGAAAGUCUGUCCAUGCGGACCAGUUUAUACUGGAAGGCCAAGACACGUUUUACAAAUCUUGCCUGACCGACUGGGCAGAGACGAGAUGUGAAUUCAACAAGAUAAAACACAUAUAUGACAAGAAGAUUGACAGUCUGCGUGGGGGGCUUCAAAAAAAGCAGUAUGAAGCGAGUGCUAGGUUCGAGGGAAUUAUUCAUUAUAUAUACAAGAUAGCCAGAUUCUCUGCGGACAUCAUCUCCAGGAAGGGUAUACCAAGACAUGUGCUCCAAGAGUUGGAACUUGAGGAGCGGGACACUCUCAUGGAAAUGCAAAUCGUUCGAACCCGGGGACGUCAGCUAAAAUGCCAGCUAGAGAAACUCAAGAACACACUGGCACUCAAGGACCAACUCCAACUGGGCAGUGGAAACCUGCACUUGGUGGACUAUGAGCAACUGCAAAUGGAAAACGAGUUACUCAAUGAGAAGUUUCAUCUGAAAAAAAAGGCUUUGUCGGCCUUGAGGAAGAAAAGAACCCAGUCUGUGCACUUACUCCAACACAUUAGAGAAAAGCUUCAUUUCCUUGUUACUGAAUGUAAGGAAAAAAGAGAACAAUUAGCAAGGGAUGAAAUUACUUUGCAUGAAGGACGUAUGAAGUUCUCAUCUGUGAAGUCUUCAAUUUUGGCUGAAAAUCGUAAGGGGGAGGCUGAGCAGAAAAACAUUGUAUACAUCAAGUCCUCAAUAAUAAUGGACGACAUGAACAAUGUAAGAGAGGAUCUCGAAGAAGAAGAAAAGAAUUUCGAAGAUCUUAAUUAUCUCCAUCAUGACUUGACUGUCAAAAUUCAACGGUAUAAAAAUAGGCUUCGCGCUUUCAGGGUGUUGAAACCGCAUACUGCCAGAGCCUUCAUCGGAGCUAGACCACGAACUCCGUGCAGAUGGGGCAAUAGACGUGAGGUUCUAGGCCAUGCAGUGAUUCAAAAUAAGAUACGUGUGAUGACCAAACAGUCGGCUGCUAAGAGGUUAAUGGUCCCCUGAUUGAUAUAGAGAGCACAAAUGUGCAAAAGCGUUGGUAUUUGCAAUGAGGUGAUAGAACAGUAGCAACUUAUAGCUGCCCCUGAGAACAGCUCAGUUUGUCAAGUAAUUCGCACCGUUGAAACAUCUUCAAUCCACACAUCAACACCUCUUUAACAUCACAUUCUCAAGUGAGGUAAUGCGAAGUGUAUUGACUUAAUGGUAAAGACAGCUAUAAAAGGAUACAAAACAGUUGAGAAAAGGAAAUUGGAAUU